CCUCUGGAACAAGCCUGAUAGAAGAUUAAAUGGGCCAAAACAACAAUGUCACAGAAUUUGUCUUGCUGGGGUUUACUCAGGAUCCUGCUGGGAAAAAGGCAUUGUUUGUUGUGUUUCUACUCAUCUACAUUGUGACAAUGGUGGGAAACCUGCUCAUUGUGGUUACAGUGAUUGUCAGCCCCUCCUUGGGCUCCCCAAUGUACUUCUUCCUUGCUUCUUUGUCACUCAUGGAUGCUGUUUAUUCCACUGCCAUCUCACCCAAGGUUAUUGUAGACUUGCUCCAUGACAAGACAACCAUCACCUUCACAGCUUGCAUAAGCCAGCUCUUUAUAGAGCAUUUAUUUGGUGGUGUUGAUAUUGUCAUUCUGGUGGCAAUGGCCUAUGAUCGGUAUGUGGCCAUCUGUAAACCCCUGCAUUAUCUGAUUAUCAUGAAUCGACGUGUGUGUAACCUUUUCUUAUUGAUGGCCUGGGCAGGAGGUUUUGCACAUGCUAUGUUUCAAGUUCUUGUUGUGUGUAAACUUCCUUUCUGUGGUCCCAAUAUCAUUGACCACUUUGCCUGUGACACAUACCCACUAUUGCUACUUGCAUGCACUGAUACCUACUCUAUUGGCCUCUCUGCUAUUAUCAAUAAUGGGGCCAUGUGUAUAGUGAUCUUCAUUCUCCUCCUACUUUCCUAUGGAAUCAUCUUAAGAUAUCUCAAGAAUCAAAGUCAGGAAGGGAGACGCAAAGCUCUGCUCACCUGCAGCUCCCAUAUCACUGUGGUUUUCCUCUUUUUUGUCCCCUGUAUUUUCAUGUAUGCUAGACCAGUUUCUAGUUUUCCUGUUGAUAAAUCCAUUACUGUAUUUUAUACAGUUGUCACCCCCAUGUUGAAUCCUUUAAUAUAUACUUUGAGAAACUCAGAGAUGAAAAAAUCUAUGGAAAAGCUCCUGCAAAAACUUUUAAGUCCUGAUAGAAUAAUAUUUUCUUCUUGCUUCAUCUAUUAA
Messenger RNA from Cricetulus griseus (Chinese hamster), 983 nucleotides. The record is from RefSeq and is a predicted model, not a curated record. NCBI's taxonomy places the organism in Eukaryota, Metazoa, Chordata, Mammalia, Rodentia, Cricetidae.